Messenger RNA from Halichondria panicea, 1791 nucleotides. RefSeq names its product leucine-rich repeat-containing protein 69-like. The coding region runs from base 12 to 1091 and encodes 359 amino acids. NCBI's taxonomy places the organism in Eukaryota, Metazoa, Porifera, Demospongiae, Suberitida, Halichondriidae. The record is from RefSeq and is a predicted model, not a curated record. Gene Ontology annotation, molecular function: protein binding. The transcript has 5 exons.
UGGGGCUCAGUAUGAAGUUGCCAUCCCAACACAACAAAAUGGCAGGCAACUGUGAAGCAUGUGUUCUGAAAGCUCUGAAAUCACGCACAAAGAAACUAUCUCUUGAUAACAAUGCGCUCAAGACACUCUCAGUGUCUGUAGGAAGACUGGGCUUUCUAGAGACAUUGUCAGCUAAGAACAAUGACCUCUUGUCCCUACCCGAAGAAAUAGCUAAUCUCAGACAGCUGGGCUAUUUGAAUCUUGGUGGCAAUAAGCUGCAGUCAAUACCAACAUGUGUCUGUGGUCUACCAAAGUUGCGGACCUUACAUUUGUUCCGUAAUUGUUUAACAUCUUUCCCAAACCAAUUACCAAGUACGUUAAUCCUUCUAAAUUUGAAUCACAAUAAUCUCACAACGAUAUCUCCAAGCAUUACUCAACUAACUUCCCUCAAGCAACUCAGCCUAGCCAACAAUGCACUCACUCAAUUACCGCCAGAGAUUGGCACAUUGCACUCCCUUGAAGAGCUCCACUUGAAUGGAAAUAACCUCUUCACUUUGCCGUACGAAUUAGGAAAACUGAGAAAUCUGAAGAAGCUAAUGCUACAAAAGAACAGUAUCAAAGCAUUGCCUAUUAGCAUAGGAGAAUGCAGAAAACUGUCCACUCUGGAUGUGUCUGGAAACCAAUUGGAAAUAUUCCCAGCAGAGCUGCAGCUGUUAUCGUUCAGAGAAUUUCACUUUGAGAACAAUCCCCUACUACCCUACAUCCCCGUCCCCGCUGAUCAGUACCAGGAGGUCAUACCACUGAAGGAGGUGGCGUCACGUGCAAUAGUGACUGAGAUACGUAAAGACAGUGCACUGUUGUCAGCCAUGGUGAGCUACUACCCUGGUGUCCAGGACCAGUUAGAUAAGGCUGGGGACUGUGCUGUGUGUGGGCAGCCAUUUGUGAGCCUCUGGCUGGACUGUGUGCACUUUGAGCUCUCUAAAAAGGUGUUCCAAAAGCUCCACACAAGCUCUCAAGGGUAUUUGCCGAUGAAAGCACAGCUCUGCUCUUACAAGUGUUUUAAUUCAGAAGGUCACAAACUGUUUGGCAUUGCAGAACCACCAAUAUUUUAGCGUUUUAUAACUAUUUGUAACCACCAUUACAGUUUUUCAGAGAACGAUGUAAGAUUAUUUUCAGUUUAUACGGUUAAUUAUAAUUGUGUGAUUGGGCAAGAGAACGUUCAUGUAAUAAAAUGUGAGUAUAAUUAUGUCAAUGUAACUGUAUAAGUUAAGCAUGUUCAAUGCCUAAAGUUGAUCUCAAACUGAUAUGAAUAUUCCUUCCUCGCUUGUCAACGUGAAACUUAUAAUGCUCAGUGUCCACUUCUAGCAGAUUUAAAAUUGUUUGAUAAGUGAGUGAUAAAUUCUUGUCUAAUAGCUCAAAAUCAUCCCAGCAUGUGUCCGUCAUUACGCACAAUCUUCUGCAGUUAUUAUCUGUAGAAUCUUUAGUUCGAUGCUGCAAAUAUUCUUGCAAAUCAUUCUUGUAACUUGGGUAUAAGCAGCUCACAAUGUGAUAGUCAUUCAGCCAACUUUUUCUAGUUGUGUCCACUAGUAUAAUAGUAUUGUUGGUAUCAUGCUUUGUUGAAUUCAUCGGUAGCAUUGCAUCUGUAGAAAAUGAGUUCCAUUGCUCCAUUGAAGACGUCUUCCUCACCGAGAACAAGUGCUUAUCGAACUGAAGUUGAAAUUUUCUGGUCUCAUUCACAUUCUGUCUGUCAGUUUUCAGAUUAUAAGCAAUAUCAGAUUUGGCCAUAAUGUUAUAAUUAUAGCUACCGUCUGU